Messenger RNA from Ilyonectria robusta, 2538 nucleotides. RefSeq lists its product as uncharacterized. Gene Ontology annotation, molecular function: protein binding. The coding region runs from base 1 to 2538 and encodes 845 amino acids. The record is from RefSeq and is a predicted model, not a curated record. Lineage: Eukaryota; Fungi; Ascomycota; Sordariomycetes; Hypocreales; Nectriaceae. The transcript has 2 exons.
AUGGUCGCUGUUAAACCGCCCCCCUCAGCCGACACAAGGCUCGCGGUGCCGAGCUUUACUCCUCCCGGACGACCUCAGUUUAAUUCCCAACUUACAUCGGAUCGAUUGCGAGAGGGCUCUAGCUUCGUCUGUCCACCAUUCAAGAUGGGCGGUUGUAUCAGAAAAGGCAGGAGAUCUGUUUUCAAAGAAGUCGGCCUAGAAUAUGAUAUAGCCUAUCUCUCGCCAUCUGUCUCCCCCGCCCUAUCAGGCAAAGGCCGCCAUGUAUCAUUCAUGACACCGGACAAGGAAAAGGACUUUGUUGACAUCGCCGGUGCCGAAUCUGAGCCCGAAUCGCAAGAACAGCAAGAACAGGAGAGUGAUCAAAAUGACAAUCCCAGCAUCGAAAAAGGAUCGCAAAAUCGCCCCCAAUCUCCUACACAACAACCCACAUUACCCUCAAAGCCGUGGUACGCCAGGCUGGCCAACUCGAAAGGUCGUCCGAGGGUAAGAAGCACAUCGGGGGCACCGCCUGGAACUAUAUCUGGCCUACAACGUUUUACCCUUUUGGCAAUGCUCAUCGCUGUUGUGUUCCCAGCGUUCGGUUGGCAUAACGGAAGACACACGGUAGAAAUCAGCGGUGCGGAUGCGGGACUCGUUACAACGCGGGAGCAGAGCCCUACCGAUGUCUGUGCCAGAUGGGCUUUCCAGUCUGCGCUCUUGAAUGGCACUCUCUACUUGUAUGGCGGACGGGCUAAAACGGACGGAGACCAAGAAAACAAUACCUGGAACAACUACUUUAUCACACUCGAUCUUACAAAUGACUGGGAUAUUGGAUCUUCUGCCCUCAAGGGACUCGAGCAGCCAGAUGGCCCUCCCGCGGUUUCCAUGGGCUACCUCUGGCACGACUACAACAACCUCUACCUCUACGGCGGACAGUUCUCUGACUCUCCCUUUGUCGAUCCUGGGCCAGAGUCCGUGUGGAAGUACUCCAUAAAAGACAGCACGUGGACCGAAUUCCAAGACCCCAAGACCUCUGCCGGCAACGAAUCUGACCCAGCUGACCUUGCCGUCCACCGUGCCGCGGAAGGCGCCGGUCUCUCAGUCCCAGAGCUCGGGUUGAGUUGGUACUUUGGCGGGCACCUCGACUGGUCGACAACACCCGGUUGGUCCCAGGAUAUCGAUCGUGUGUACCUCAAGAGUCUUCUCGAGUUCACACACCCGGGAUACGUCAACUCGGGCGUCGAAAAGCUCUCCAGUGGUACUGGCGCUGGGGAUCAGGGCGCUUUCCGGAACAUCACCAAAGGCGGCAUCCAGGCGGGCAGAUUCCCAGAGCGGGCAGAUGGCACACUCGUAUUUAUCCCUGGAUGGGGGGAUAUGGGCGUUCUUAUCGGACUUGCGGGCGGUACGGCAGAUAAUUUCACCGACGACCUCACGACGCUUGACGUCUACGACAUUGCGAACUCGGAGUGGUUCCACCAGGAGACGUCCGGCAAUCCGCCCAGUGUUCGCGUCAACCCAUGUACCGUCGUGGCCAGCGCCCCUGACGCCUCGAGCUUUCAGAUUUACAUGUUCGGCGGUCAGGAUUUGCCAUUUGGAAAUCAAACACAGUAUGAUGACAUGUAUAUCCUGACCAUUCCCUCAUUCACCUGGAUUAAGGUCGAUCAGAGCGGUCAGAAUACGCCAGCCCCUCGCGCCGGGCACUCAUGCGUAAUGCAGGACGGUCAGAUGAUCGUUAUAGGCGGCGUCGGCAGGAACAUUGUGUGCGAUGACUCGGCCAUGUACGUCUUCGAUACGUCGAUGCUUCAAUGGCGGGAUAGGUUCAGCGCCGGGGAUCACGAGGCCGACUGGCACGCCGAAAACGUCGUCCUCGCCGGAUCGUUCGGGUACAGUGUUCCCGGAGCCGUUCAGGGGGUCAUAGGCGGGAACCAAAACGGCGCCGCCACGGCGACUACUCCGGCUGCGGGGCCGGCGACGGGUGGGCCGUUUGCCACGGGGAAGUCGCCCGUGUUUACCAUCACGCAGCUCGGGCCCACGGCAACUAUCACGUCUAUUCCCAACCCUACUGGGAAAUCUAGUGAGGAAUCUGAUGAUGAUACUAGCGAGUCGAGCCCCAGACUCGUCGCCGCUGGAGUCGUCGCUGGCAUCGCUGGUGCCCUCGCCCUGUACCUCGGCUGGUGCGCCUGGCUGUACCGCCGUCAAGUCCGCGCCUACAAGCACCACCUCGCCGUCACAAACCGCUUUUCCGGAGCCUCCUCCGCCGGAUCUUUCGGUCAUUCUUCUUCACACCCCAACCGGCCGUCCUCGCAGCAGAGCUUCUUUGGCUGGGUGGGCAGUGACCGCGGAGUCGCGGAGCCCAAGUGGCGCGGUGAAGAGUACGACAACCCCAGCGGCGGCAGCUCUAGCGCCGCCGGCCUGGUGAGGCACAGCGAGGAUACGCGGCCAGGGACGAGCGGGAGUGGAAGCUCAGCCGAAGGGUUGUUAGAGGGCCAGGAGCCGAGUUUCUUCAGCGUGGUGCUCGGGCCGCGGAGGGCAUUGAGAGUGGUGAAUGGGGCCGAGUAA